Messenger RNA from Durotheca rogersii, 651 nucleotides. RefSeq names its product transmembrane adaptor Erv26. Gene Ontology annotation, molecular function: COPII receptor activity. The transcript has 3 exons. Gene Ontology annotation, cellular component: endoplasmic reticulum membrane; COPII-coated ER to Golgi transport vesicle; Golgi membrane. The coding region runs from base 1 to 651 and encodes 216 amino acids. Lineage: Eukaryota; Fungi; Ascomycota; Sordariomycetes; Xylariales; Xylariaceae. The record is from RefSeq and is a predicted model, not a curated record. Gene Ontology annotation, biological process: endoplasmic reticulum to Golgi vesicle-mediated transport.
AUGUGGAUUCUACCUCUCGUCGGGUAUCUCGGCUCCAUCGUGGGCUUCUGCUUCCUGACCUUGGCCAUAGCAUCUGGCCUUUACUACCUCUCAGAGCUCGUCGAAGAACAUACCGUCGUCGCGAAACGCCUCCUCGCCAGGCUCAUCUACGCCAUCAUCGGCCUCCAGGUCGUUCUCUGUCUUGUAGAUGGAUUCCCGCUCGGCCUGACCCUGAUGGGUGUCGCCUCUCACGUAGUCUACUUGGGCAACAUGCGCCGCUUCCCCUUUGUCAAGCUGUCAGACCCGCUGUUCGUCACAUCAUGCGUGCUGGUCCUGGUCAAUCAUUACUUUUGGUUCCAACAUUUCUCCGAGGCGCAGCAGCGAUCUUACUCGAAUUUGGCCUCCAUGUACGACCAGCCGGACGUCCCCAGUUUCACCGAGAUUGCUUCAUACUUUGGCCUGUGCGUGUGGCUCAUCCCAUUCGCCCUCUUCGUCAGCCUAUCCGCGAGCGACAACGUCUUGCCUACCAUCGGUACUGAACAACCGUCGCGCGGCGCGCACGGGAAGAGUAAGCGACAGGGCAUGGUGAAGGUGGUGGUUGACAACGUGCUCUCCGCCAUCGGGGAGGUGGGUCGGCUGGCAGGGUGGAAGAAGCCGGAAGACCGCUUCUGA